This is a messenger RNA of Aspergillus puulaauensis, 630 nucleotides long. Its product is annotated as autophagy-related protein 101. The coding region runs from base 1 to 630 and encodes 209 amino acids. Gene Ontology annotation, cellular component: phagophore assembly site. The transcript has 3 exons. Gene Ontology annotation, biological process: autophagy; autophagosome assembly. The record is from RefSeq and is a predicted model, not a curated record. Lineage: Eukaryota; Fungi; Ascomycota; Eurotiomycetes; Eurotiales; Aspergillaceae.
AUGGAGCCCCGCAAAACCCCUCCAGAGUACUUCCUGGAGAUCUUCGCAGACACGACCAGCGUCAGAGACGUAUUAAAAGGGGUGCUCAACCUAAUAUUCUUCCACCGAUACUUCCCAUCUAUCCGUCCCACCACGUUCGAUGUCCUCGAUUUCACCCUCCCCGCUAUAAACGACGUAGACCUCGAAACCCUCAUAGAUUCGCGCAUCAGCUCAUUAGUCCGCCAACACUCAGCUUCGGGCGCUCACGACUCGGGCGGUGGUUUUGGGGGUGGUGGCGGAGGUGGCGGCGGCGUACGCGGGCGGAUCGCCGUCGAAUUCUACGAGAAGAAGCGCAGGCGCUCUGGUAUCUGGUUCCCUGGGCUAGCAGGGAAAGGAGAGGAAGAAGUAUGUUGGGAAGUGUGGAAUUUGGACGUAACAAUCGCCACCCCAAGGACAGAAUCUGAACGCGCAAAGGUCCGCAAAGCAAUGGAGAACAUGCUGCAAAAGGCUGCGCUCAAGAUCCUGGCCGUCGUGGGUCGCGACAAAGAUCAUCUUCCCCCAAUAACGACCACGGAUGCGAACCCCUUCCCAUAUCGUAUCAUAUUGAAUCCACGUACGGAUGGCUGGCAGAAUCGCUUCGGCUUAUACUAA